Molecule: messenger RNA, 1406 nt
Organism: Toxorhynchites rutilus septentrionalis
Lineage: Eukaryota; Metazoa; Arthropoda; Insecta; Diptera; Culicidae
Product: alpha-tocopherol transfer protein-like
Exons: 4
Coding region: 375-1250 (291 amino acids)
Cellular component (GO): membrane
Molecular function (GO): phosphatidylinositol bisphosphate binding
Source: RefSeq, a predicted model, not a curated record
GUCUACCGAGCAGCACACUUUGACUAUUACUAAUUCAGUCUCAGCUCACCUGGCGAGAGGUGCGGAACGGCGAUUGGAUUAGUCGGUUAAUUUGUUAUUGUUGUUGUUGUUGUUGAUGUGAAGCGGCAAGUUCUAGUCGUUAACGCCGCUUUCGGAAACAAACGAAACGUAACAAUCGUAAUAUAUUAUCUCAUCGGAUCUAGCACAAAAUUAGCUCAAAACCGUAUAAAUUGACGUAACGUAAACACGGGUGAAUGAGUGGCCAAUCGGUGGUACAAAUCAAAACGUUCUUCUUUUUCGACCAUCUGACGCAUACUUGUUCCAGUUAGACCAGCAAUCACACAUAAUUGAAGGUGUAUAAGCUACUUUUCGUGAUGGCACACGACCUUGGUUUCGAUCUCGAAGAAGCUUUAGAACGUGAGGAUUUGUGCAGGAAGGACCUGCUAGCUUUGCGCGAACCACCCAUCGAAGGUGCCCCAUCGAGUAUCACGGAUAAGCAGCUGAUUUGCUUCCUGGAUGCCUGUAACAAAAACAUCGAGGAAACACGAAAGGUUAUCAAAAUCUAUUAUGCAGCCCGCAAGGAUGGUCCAGAAUUGUUCAACAAUCGAGAUCCCCUAAGCCCGGAGGUACAGCAGUGUCUUCAGAAUCAAGAUUAUUUUCCUCUUCCGCCAACCUCCGCUGGAUAUUCGGUGAUUUAUCACCGGCUGAAUAAUCCCAAGGCAUCAAAUUAUAACUUCGAUGAGGCCGUUAAGACAUACUUCAUGCUGCUGGAUUCGUGUCUCUACUUGCAGGGUCCCCGACCCGGUUUAAUCUGUCUAUUCGAUAUGACAAAUGUCGGCCUAACCCAUCUAUUGCGAGUUAAGAUAAGCACAAUUAGAAAAUUCUUCCAUUACUUGCAAGAUGGUCUUCCUGCCAAACUUAAGGCCAUUCACGUGUUGAACGCCGUUUCGUUCUUCGAUAAAAUCCUGUACAUUAUCAAGCCAUUUAUGCAUGCUGAAAUUCUGAACAUGCUCCACUUGCACACUUCGAAUGCUAAUUUGGAGAAACUGUACGACGAGUGGAUUCCCCGCAGUUCACUUCCCUCUGACUACGGCGGAGAGCUCAAACCGGUAGCGGAAUUGCACCAAGAGCACGUUAGAAAAUUCGAAGAACUGCGACCGUACUUCCUAGCGGAGGAGCGCCAGCGGUGCGAAGACUCUUUGUUAAUAAAGGACGCCACCAAGGGAAUGAAAUCUCUAGAUAUAGAUUAGUAAUUUUAUGCUUAAGAGUUUAAUAAAUGUGAUACUAAUUUGUUCGAGGAAGAAUAUUUGCUUGGGACGAAUAAUGGAAUUUGAUAGCUGGGGUAUAGAUGUAACGACAAAAAUUGCCAAUUAGUGGUGGUAUAUACAAAAUGUUUUUAUCUUAAA